UAAACAGAACUUUGUCAAUUUCUAUGUACUGACUCAUUCUCUCUAACUAUGAUUUCUUCCGAGUACAAGAAACAAGCCACUACUCCAAACAGCCAGGAGAUAACGAAACUUGUUCGACGUCAUUUCAGAGCUCCUGAAGCUGUUUCAUAUCAACCACAUAAAACAUGGACCAAGACAAAGAAUUUCAUGAUAAAUGAGAGGCCCGAUGAUCUCUGGGAAAAACAUUACCUCAGAAGAAAAGAAAAUGAUAGCAGAGGCUACCAAAGUGUCAUCGGGGAAAAAUACAAACCGCUGGGUGAUCAAGUGGUCCUUGAUACUUGUGACCUUGUGCUCAAUACAAUGUCAAAAUGUUUGGACCCCAAGAUAAGAAAACAGCCAUUGUUUAGAUGUGGUGAGGAUGGAAAACACGAGAAGAAGCAUGCAAUUACAUUACCUCCAAUAGGCCACAAGUCUGUCUCCAAGGCAUCUGCUGUAAAAGAGAGUUCCUCCCUUGACCCAGCAGCUAUAGAACUUCCAGAGGUUCACAGCUUCCGAGAAAUAAAACAAUUUUUAGAUGAAAGCAAAAACAUCAUUCGUAAAGUCCAUGCAGGAUAUCCCUAUGAAGAAUAUGUCAGAAAGCGUUUGGAAAUGAAUCGCAACAAACAAGAACAAAACAGCACCAAAGAAAACGAAAUGGUUUUGAUGUCACUUACCAAUUUACAACUGGGUCUUCCAGAUUUUCAAACUCACGAAGAGGAAAUAGAUCAGGUCAAAGAUAGUCAUGUGAUCAAAAAUAAAGAUCAUGUGAGUCCAGGAAAACGAAGGAAGAAAUCCAUAAUGAUAGAUCCAAACACAAAUAGGAGGGUAUCAGUAGAUCCCUUAACCCAGAGUUUAAUGAAAGAAGAAUUGGCGGCUCGUAGAAUGACCUUGAAGUCUCCUAUCAACCAGGGCCUAACCCUCGGCAGCAUUGGGGAAAAUCCCUCCUUCAUACAGGAAGAGUCAUACAAUCAGCUGCUUCAUAUUCCUAGUGGAGUAUCGUUAAAGAAGGAAAGAUUAAGAAGAGACCAUUUACAAUAUUUACAAGCUCUUUCCAUGGUUAUAACUUCAAUUAGUAACAUGAAGACUAGAGAAAUUAAAUCCAAGACUCCAUUAAAACUUGAUGCUGUGAAAGCUUUAAGGAAAGAACCAGUCAUUGAACCUAGAAACCCAUUCCAUAGAAGAGAAAGCAGGGCAACUACUCAUCUUUCCCGCCUCCAGUCUCGAUCACAACAACCACAUGUUGGUCUCCACAGAGAGGCUUCUGUGGGGCGGGGCAUGCUGGAACAGGUGGCUGGAAUCACAGGGCUUACCUCCAAACUCAGAAAGAAGACAAUGUGGGGUGGGGUGAGUAAGAUUCAGCAGCCUCAGCAGCAGGGCCCCAUUGUGGAGACUUGGGAGGAUCUUAUAAACCUAGAGGAACCAAAGAAGACAGUGGAUUUAACUCUACAGUCUAGGAUCCUAAUGAAAGCUCUGUUGUGGAGCAGGAGGAGGGCAAUUACACCCCAGGUAGAGUCUACAAUGACCAUCACUGAAAACACUGAACUGUCCCGGACUGAGACGUCCACUGGCCCCACCCACAUACAGAGCAAGAUACGCAAGGACUUACUGGCAGCUGAUCAUCACAGAAACACAGGCCCCAUACACACCAAAAAACUGCCUAUCUGGCAACUGGUAGCCAUGGACAAAAUUCCUAAAAGUUUACAGGAGAAAAAGAAAAAAGAAACAUUACAACCUGAGAACAUAGUUUCUAAUGACAAAAGGUCCUUCCUCAAAGUCAAACAUGAUCUACACAAAGAUUUAGAGGAAGAAUUACAAAAAAUAGACAGAGAAAUGUUAGCUGUCUUCAAGAUGAAAUAUGGAGAAUUUGAGGACAUGAGUCCACUUUUUGAGGUACACCGAAGUAGGUUAAAUGGCUGUGUCACAGGGGGAACAACUCACAGGAAUAUGGCUAUAACUGAUGUCCCACCAUUAAGAUGGUUUGAAGACCUACAGGAGAAAACUUAUUCUAUCCUGGGGCAUCAAGAUGAGGAAAUAAAUAAAACACUCCAGGAAAUAGGACGAUACUCCACCAUCGACAGCAAAAGCAUUCCAUCAGCUAAGGCUAAGUUAUGUUUGCUGUUGAUGUCACUUCCUGCAAGCGAGUUAUUUACAAUCCCUGUACAGAGAGGACUGAAGUUUGUGCUGGAGGUGAUAUUCCAAGCAGAGGAUCAUCUAUUGGGGGAGUGGCUACAACACAGAAAAGUACCUUACUUCAUCAAAGAAGCUACAAGUCCUUGAAUUAUCCGGAUUCAUUACCAGAGUACAGAUGUUUUCAAAAAGACAAAAAAAUUAUCACUCACAAGUGAACUUGUUUCCCCAACUUUAUAUCACCCACUAUCAUAAAAGAUUUCACAAAUGCAAUGGUGUGCAACUUACGUUAAUAUUUACAAUUACAUUAUCAAAUAUAUAUUCAUCUUGUAUGAAAACUCUAUUUGUAAUUUUGAUAUUA
Molecule: messenger RNA, 2506 nt
Organism: Saccostrea echinata
Lineage: Eukaryota; Metazoa; Mollusca; Bivalvia; Ostreida; Ostreidae
Exons: 15
Coding region: 49-2295 (748 amino acids)
Source: RefSeq, a predicted model, not a curated record